UUCACGUCCAGAUAAUGGCAUCCCCCCUUCCCAAAAUGUGCAUUCUAGGUUUCUGCUCCUCCGAAACACAUUGAUUGAUUCAACUCCGACCUCUCUGAAGUCGUCUUCUGCAACCGACUCUGCUUUCCUCACUUCUCCGGCGAAGAUCUCCGUUUUCGUCUCCUGUUUCCAUCUCAAUGUGAUUUCAAAAUUCAUCAAUGUUCCUAGUGACACUCAUUGUGUCCAAUAUGUCAAUAGAAACUAUACAAGGAUGAGCAAAUCAAGUCGGCAUAAAGAGAAGCAUGGAAGCAGGAGCGAGCUUUCUAAAGAUAAAUGGAAUGAGGGAACUGCUGCUAGGACAAGACCUUUUAGUUUUGAUGAGAUAAUGCUUAGAAGAAAGAACAAAAAACAGUCAGGUGAUCUUGAAGCUGCAGGUGGAGAAGAAGGAAAUAGAUCAAAUAAAGAGAUUGUUGAGAAAGCAUCUGAUCAUCCUGAAUCUGGCAGAGUUUACAGGAAGAGCAUUGGUUCUGUUGUUGUAAAGCACUCUUCAGAGGAAUUGAUGAAGGUUGGUUCCCGAAAAAAAGAAGAUAAUGCUUCCAUGAAUGAAGACAAAAGGAAUUAUAAAGAAAGUCGUGAAUCCCAAAUCAAAUCAAUGGCCUCGCUGAACAAGGAUGACAGGCAGAGCCGGCGCAGCAGAAAAAAUGAAGAGCGGUCAAGUGGUGAUUCUGAAAAUGAGCAUGAAAAGAGACGUGCAAGAGACUUGGUAAGAUGGGAAAGAUACGAAGAAAGAAGUAGGGGAAAAUCUGAAAAAGAAGCCAAAAGGAAACACAGAAAUGAUGAUGAUGAGAGAAGUAGGGACAAGGACACUGUGAAGAAACAUGAUUCAGGGAAAUGGCACAAUUCAGAAAUUUCAGAGAGGAAGGGAAGGACUGAGUCAUCAAGACUGCAUAAUGAAGAAUCGAGGUCAAGAAAGAGGCGGUCAAGGAGUAGAGAGUUGCGUGAUAAGGACAGGGUUAGAAGGUCUCUUUCACUCUCACCAAGGUCUCAUAAAUGCACUACAGAUAAUGUUCGGGGACAUGGAGAGUUAUCUACAGAUAGGUCAAGAAGGCAGCAAUCUGAUGAUGAUAGGAACAAGAUUUCGGUUAAUAGUUCAAGUAAUCACUACAGGAGACAUGGUGGAUCUGCAAGUGGACUAGGUGGUUAUUCCCCAAGGAAAAGAAAAACUGAGGCUGCAGUUAAAACUCCUUCUCCACCUCAUCGGUCUCCAGAGAAAAAAAGUGCAGGGUGGGAUCUCCCACCAGCUGGAGCAGCCAUCAAUACUCCUAGUUCUGUAAUUUCUAAUCUACAGUCUUCCAAUCAAACUGUGUCAUCCACUAAUGAGCUCUCUACCGUUACUCCUGUCUCUUCCAUGACAGUGAGGGCCCUUCCUGGGGUUUUUGCAAAUGCUGCCAUUGAAUCUAUCCAGCUAACACAAGCAACGCGGCCUAUGAGGAGGCUUUAUGUUGAAAACUUACCUGCUUCAGCUACUGAGAAAGGUGUCAUGGAAUGUCUUAAUAAUUUUCUCCUAUUUUCAGGUGUUAACUAUAUACAGGGAACCCAACCAUGCAUCAGCUGCAUUAUUCACAAAGAGAAGGGGCAAGCUCUAGUGGAAUUUCUUACACCUGAGGAUGCUUCAGCAGCUCUUUCUUUUGAUGGAAGAUCCUUCUCUGGCUCCUUUCUUAGAAUUAGACGACCCAAAGACUAUGUUGAAGUGGCUACUGCUGUUUUUGACAAAUCAGUGGCUGCAGUAGAUACCACAAGUGAUAUUGUGAAGGAUUCACCUCACAAGAUAUUCAUUGGUGGGAUCUCAAAGGCUAUUUCAUCUGAAAUGCUAAGGGAGAUAGCUAGAGCAUUUGGGCCUUUAAAAGCAUUCCACUUUGAGGUUAAUGUUGAUAUUGGUGAGCCAUGUGCUUUUAUUGAGUAUGUAGACCAAUCAGUCACUGUCAAGGCAUGUGCGGGUCUGAAUGGUAUGAAGUUGGGAGGACAAAUGCUAACUGUUGUCCUUGCUACUCCUGAUGCAUCAUCAGAUGAAAGUAUUGGCAAUUCACCCUUCUAUGGUAUCCCUGAACAUGCCAAAGCACUUCUUGAGAAGCCUACAAAAGUCCUGAAGCUUAGGGAUGCGUUGGAUCCAGAGAAUCUCUCAUCACUGUCUGAACCAGAGCUGGAAGAGAUAUUGGAAGAUAUACGAUUAGAGUGUGCCAGGUUUGGUACAGUUAAGUCAGUGAACAUUGUCAAAUGCCAUGAUGGUCAUACCAUCACAGAGAAAUAUAAACUCUCAGAUGGCAUUGUAUCUUCAAGCAUCUGCCAAGAUUUGAAUUGUAGCAAGAACAUAAUAGCAGAAAUAUCUGGAGAUCAUGUUGUUUGUGAUUUGCAUGCAUUCAGCAGAUUGGAGCCUCCAGGUAAUGCCAAGGAACCUGAACAAAUUGAUGAAGCGGUACUGGGCGAUAUAGUCUGUGAUGACAAACUCGCCGCCGAUAUCGCAGAAGAUAAAAUGUGCAAACCAGCUGCUAUUGAUGGUAAGGGGGGUCUUAAAGAUCCAUUGUACAAGGAUAGUUCCAAGGCCACUUCUUUAGAAAUUGAUGACCAACUAAGCUUGGAGGAUCAAAUAAAUGCCGCUUCUGUAGAAAUUGAUGAGCAACAAAGCUUGAAGGACCCGAUUGAGGGUUCUGGUGCUGACACAGUUGAUGAUCAUAGUAUGACAAAGAAGGCUGAGAUUAAGAACGGAUCAGUGGUUCAAGAAAAGUUGAACCAUGAGGAUGACAUGGUUGAUGAUGGUAUUCUGACAAAGGAUGCUGAGACGAAAGCUGACCCAAUGCUUGAAGAAAAGUUGACAUCAGAGGAAAGCAAUGGAAAGCUAGAGGAAGCUUCAGCUCAAAGUAAUGGUGGCACAAAAAUGAACUCAGAUGCAUUCGAGAAAAAUGAAAAUAAGGACCAAGGUAUUGAUCUUGACAUUUUGUUUGAACCUGGAUCCAUUCUAGUGGAGUAUGCAAGAACAGCAGCAUCUUCCAUGGCCGCGCAUUCUCUGCAUGGGCGCCUUUUUGACAACCGAACUGUGACAGUGGAGUAUGUUUCUUAUGAUCUUUACAAGGCAAAGUUUUUGAAAUGAAGUUUGUAAGGGGCUUAAACCGCACACACCGGAUAUCAUAUACCCUACCAGUUUUGGUCCGUACAGCCAUUUCUGUUUCAGAUAUGGUUCUGAAAGCCUUGCUCUCUGCUUCUUAGAAGUUAAUUGUUUCUACUUAAUGUCAAGAUUCAAGAGCUGAUAUGUCGGGCUUUAGUGAUGCUUUGGAGUAUAUGAUCACAAUGAUUUGACCUUUAUAGAGGUGUAUAACUGCCAAGAUUCAAGAGCUGAUAUGUCGGGCUUCAGUGAUGCUUUGGAGUAUAUGAUCAUAAUGAUUUGACCUUUAUAGAGGUGUAUAACUCAAUAGACACUUUGUUCCUAGAAUAUAUUUCUGGUGUUUGGUAGUGCCAGGAUGAUAUUUAACCAUUUUGGCUGCAGGAUUAAUCUGUACCGAGUGUAGAAACUAUGCAUUCAUUGAACCUCUUAACCUUUUUUUCCCCUCUUUUUUGGCCU
This is a messenger RNA of Diospyros lotus (date-plum), 3592 nucleotides long. RefSeq lists its product as uncharacterized. The record is from RefSeq and is a predicted model, not a curated record. Lineage: Eukaryota; Viridiplantae; Streptophyta; Magnoliopsida; Ericales; Ebenaceae. Gene Ontology annotation, molecular function: pre-mRNA 3'-splice site binding; poly-pyrimidine tract binding. Gene Ontology annotation, cellular component: U2AF complex; commitment complex; nuclear speck. The transcript is spliced from 10 exons. Bases 251 to 3124 code for a protein of 957 amino acids.